AUGGCGGUACCCGAGUGCAUUCAUCACAGCCUCCCACCAUCAACCAUCUUCGUCCUCGCCCUCGCUUUCACCUUACCCGCACCAUUGUCAGACUACUUCCUCCUCUUCCCCUUAACGUUAUUCAGCAACUACUUCGCUCGGAAUGCCCUGCCAACCACAAACUCGUCUGCCUUCAUACAGGACUGUCGCCUGACUGACCACUGGACUAGCUCCGACCUCACCUCCACAAAACCUCACCCAAAGACGAACACCACCAGACCAAGAUACAUAACGUCCUCUGACGAAAACGAAUAUGCAGCCAAGGACUUGGCACAACCCUGGAAAGCAUCGUGCCCUGUGAAGCAAGAAGCGUCCCCAAUCGAGCGUGACGAUAACGAUAUUGCUGCCAGGGCCAACAUCGAUCGGCACACCCAUCACAAGACAAACACCUCCCUCCACCACCAACAAGUCCCACAAGGGGCGAGUCACCGCCAUGCAAUUGAAGCACAAGGUGCAGACUGCGAGAACAUACUGCAAGCCGUUUCUCCUUGA
This is a messenger RNA of Fusarium tjaetaba, 531 nucleotides long. RefSeq lists its product as uncharacterized. The transcript has a single exon. The coding region runs from base 1 to 531 and encodes 176 amino acids. The record is from RefSeq and is a predicted model, not a curated record. NCBI's taxonomy places the organism in Eukaryota, Fungi, Ascomycota, Sordariomycetes, Hypocreales, Nectriaceae.